CCAUAGAUUUGAUAAUGAGUAAUAUACACUGAUAGAUAAUAAUAAAGUAUGUUAUUAUCAAUCUCGGUGGUUCUGUAAUAUCUUUAUCUGCAAUUUAACCAAUUUAACUUUAUAGUCCUAAGCACAGUCGCAGAAGUCCAUGGUUCUAAGAAUUUGUUUCAUUCUGUGUUGAUAACGCUUGAUUUUUGCAGAACUAAGUCAAUUGUUGUUUUGAGGGGAAAUGGUAAGUUUUGAUAUCAGCUUUAGUUUUAAAAUAUGAUGACAAUUUUAUCGCCGACGAAUUAUUCUAAUUUUAUGUACAAUUUCGCAGUCUAUCAGUUACGCCCGACAAUUUUCUACUUCGGCCAUUAGUAAUCAUAUAAUGAAAUUGACCCGUUUACGAGUGGUCGACAACAGUACCAUUGGCAAGCAAGCAAUGGCAGAAGGUAAACCGCCUCGUUGCAUUCACGUAUAUAAUAAAAAAGGAAUUGGCACAAUCGGUGAUAAAAUACUGGUCGCGAUCAAGGGUGAAAAGGUAAAAGCCAUCAUCGUUGGGUGCGUUAAAGAACAGAAACCUAAUAUACCCAGGUUUGAUAGUAACAAUAUAGUGUUGAUUGACGACAAUGGUACCCCAUUAGGAACACGUAUAAAUGUCCCUAUUCCGAUCGUCCUUCGAACCAUAUUAAAAGAAAAAACAUUUUCUAAAGGAGCAGAUUAUACUAAGUUGUUGGCCAUUGCUUCAAAUUAUGUUUAGAUAUUUACUCUAUUGUAAAUAUUAGUUAUACUUUAAAUUUUUUUUAAAUAUUAUUUGUGUGAUGUAAAAUAAAAUGUUAUUUGUGAUUAAUUACUUUUCUUCAUUUGGUUCCUGGCUUUACAAAUAUUUCAAGUUUUAUCAAGUACCUAUAAUAUAGUUAAAAAGGAUGAACACAUGAUACCACUUAUUUUUUUCUAUUAUUCAUUAAUAUUUAAAAAGUUAGGUUAGGUUAAGUUCUCAAAAAAUGAGCUCCUAAUAAUCCCAUACCAGGUUAACAAAAUUGUAUAUUAGAAAUCAUCCAUGGAUGUUGGUGAUAGGAACAAGAUAUCUAGUCAAACAAUUUUUCAGACGAGAAAAAAAAUUGCAUCAUAGGUUGUAAAAUUAAUUCAUGUUUUGCCUUUUUUAGAAUCUGAAAUAUACUUGAACAUUUAAAUAAAAACAAAAGGGAAAUUUAUUUCAAUUGAAUUAUAUUAACUUUUUUUUUCUAUCACAUUAAAUUCAAGUUCAUAUUGUUGAUCCAAGCCAAGGUAACAGUCAGACAUCAUGUAGAGAGUCCAAUUUACAUAACCUAAAAAUAUAAAAUAUAUACCAAGUAUAAUGUAAAAUAAGGAGCUACUAUAAAAAAUUAUUGCUCACGUUUCAUUAUAAAAUAUUUAAAAAAUAUA
Molecule: messenger RNA, 1398 nt
Organism: Cinara cedri
Lineage: Eukaryota; Metazoa; Arthropoda; Insecta; Hemiptera; Aphididae
Source: the annotation of a GenBank genome assembly